UUCACUUUGUUAAUAAAUGAAUCCGCCAUCCUCUCAAGCGUGUCUUUGCGUCAUGCCGGUCUUAAAUAUUUCACGCUUUUGCCGCGAUGGCCAUUAUUACAAAGAAACUCCAGUAUUGUUUCCAUAUUUUGCAUUUUGGCGAUAUUUCCUUCAAAUUUAAGCAUCUCUGAUUCUCGUCUAAAGUCUUAAACCAUCAUCACUUCAUCACACUCUUUAGUCGCCGCCACCACUACUACUACUGCUGCUACUGCCCGUAAUAUUAUCCCUCCACCUAGAUCUUUCUGUUUUCGCUUUUUGACGGCGUAACACGUCGUAGGUUUUUGUGGUUUUGUAGAUAACCAAAAAAAAAAAAAAAAACCCUAAAAAGAUGGACUUAAGCGUAGUCCCAUACAAGCAUCACCACAACUCAGCCAACAACAAGGCCGACAAUGAGAGCGAGGACGGCGACGUGGUGGAGCCCAAGAACAACGCCGCCAACAACAACAACAACAACCUUAAUAACAAGAACAUUCUUAACUCCAAUUGCAACGACGUCAAGUACAAGGAGUGCAUGAGGAACCACGCAGCCUCCAUUGGCGGCCACGCUAACGACGGCUGCGGUGAGUUCAUGCCAUCCUCCGCCGAGGCGGAAAAAAGCGACAUGUCGCCGUCGUCCCUCACGUGCGCUGCGUGCGGCUGCCACCGGAACUUCCACCGGAGGGAAAUAAUCGGGUGCGAGCAGAACUUGUUAUACCCCGUGCACUCCCCUCCUCCCCAGCCCGUGCUUCUGUAUAACGCCGUGGGGCCCGCCACCCCACGGUGGGACCCGAAGAUGAGCGUCGUUGGGCCGCCCCGGCGCCACCAGAUUCACUCCCUCCACCGAAACGGCAGUGGCGGAGGAGGGAGGGGAAUUGUGGAGGCGCGUGAGGGCCGCGCCGAGUGUGGAGCUGAGGUCAGGGAGUAUUACGACCGGCGGUCGUCGGAGACACCGGAGAGGGAGGACGUGUCGGCGCCAUCCGCGAUGGCGGGUUCCGGGGGAGGAGGGAAGAGGUUCAGGACGAAGUUCACGCUGGAGCAGAAGGAUAGGAUGCUGGCGUUCGCAGAUAGGAUCGGGUGGAGGAUACAGAGGCAGGAUGACGUGGCGAUCAACCAGUUCUGCUCCGAGAUUGGGGUCAAGCGUAAUGUGCUCAAGGUUUGGAUGCACAAUAACAAGAAUGCGCACCGCCGUAGGGAAUCAGCUCCGCCGUCGCUCGCGGAGGCGCCGACACCUCCGACGCCGCAAGCGGUUGGGGUCUGAAAAUCAUUAUAUUUAUAUUAUUUUAACUCCUCCACUUUUACUAAUAUUUGACAUCCUUAAUUUGUUGUCUUUUUCUCUUCAUUAGUUCUAAUUUGAUUUUUGUUUUGUUUUUGGAUUUA
Morus notabilis is the source of this 1395-nucleotide messenger RNA. RefSeq names its product zinc-finger homeodomain protein 2. The record is from RefSeq and is a predicted model, not a curated record. The transcript has a single exon. Gene Ontology annotation, biological process: regulation of DNA-templated transcription; regulation of developmental process. Gene Ontology annotation, cellular component: nucleus. NCBI's taxonomy places the organism in Eukaryota, Viridiplantae, Streptophyta, Magnoliopsida, Rosales, Moraceae. Gene Ontology annotation, molecular function: DNA-binding transcription factor activity; transcription cis-regulatory region binding. Bases 368 to 1276 code for a protein of 302 amino acids.